Messenger RNA from Aspergillus nidulans FGSC A4, 1344 nucleotides. RefSeq names its product FAD-dependent oxidoreductase. Lineage: Eukaryota; Fungi; Ascomycota; Eurotiomycetes; Eurotiales; Aspergillaceae. The transcript is spliced from 3 exons. Bases 1 to 1344 code for a protein of 447 amino acids. The record is from RefSeq and is a predicted model, not a curated record. Gene Ontology annotation, molecular function: FAD binding.
AUGAACCUGCUCAAAAGACUAUCGACCCUCUUGCCGGGUCGUCGCCCUGCCGUUGCUGAGAGUCCGUCCACAGAACAUGUGACCGUCCUGAUUGUGGGUGCGGGCUCAACGGGGCUCGCUCUCGCGCAGGGACUGAAAAAGGCUGGAAUCCCAUGUAUCAUCGUCGAGAAAAAUCCCAGCAUAGACGCCCAGAACCGGGACUGGAACAUGGGCCUCCAUUGGGGCGCCGAGUCGCUGCAAACCCUCAUGCCUGAAGCCAUGUGGUCGCGCAUCCAAUCGAUCCAAGUUGAUCCCUCUACGCCCACCGCAGAAGUUGACUGUCUCAAAUUUCUGAACGGCGCAACCGGCGAAGUCAUGGCGACUGUUCCCGCGAGGAAAUUCUACCGCCUGCGCCGGCGCAAGCUCCGGCACUUGCUUUCUGAGGGGCUGGAUAUCCGUUGGAACCAUAGGAUCACGGCCAUUGAGUACUCGGGCGAUGGGAAAUAUGCAACGGCGUAUUUCGACGGCCAGACGAGUGUAACGGCGAGCUUGGUUGUGGGCGCAGAUGGAGCGCGCUCGACAGUGAGGGAAUUGCUGCUAGGGCCGCAGAAUGGACGUAUACGGACGGUGCCGUAUUGCGCGACCUGGGUCCAGGCUCGGUAUACGGCUGAACAGGCGCGCUUUUUGCGGACAUUUCACCCGCUCUACAUCGCGGGAAUCAAUCCAGCCGGUUUCUUCUCGUUCCUUGGAUUGCAUGAUGCGUCCAGCCCGGAUCCGGCGGCCUGGACUUUCUUCUUCUAUAUCUCUUGGCGCUCACCUCUCGAAGAACAAGAAGCCACAAAGAAUUGGACCAACGCGCAACGCCUCGCACAAGUUAAGCAGUUCGCGCAACACUUUACAGACCCCUGGAAAUCGGCGUUCGAGUGGCUGCCCGACGACCAGAAAGUCUGGUACAUGUGUCUUACGGACUUCGACCCCGGCUGCGACGAGCAUAGAUGGGACAACCACGACGGACGUGUAACGCUGGCCGGCGACGCUGCGCACGCGAUGACGUAUCAGCGGGGACAGGGACUCAACCAUUCCGUGACAGAUGCGGGGAAACUAGCAACCGCCAUUGGAGAGUUUGUUUCUGGGGACAAGAAGAGAGGUGACGCAAUUGACGAGUAUGAGCAGGAGAUGAUCGAGCGUGCUGGAGGCGAGGUGCGCAUGUCAACGACGAACACGGAGAUGAUGCAUAACUGGGAGGAGGUGCUGGAGUCGCCGAUUUUCAGGCGUGGGAUGACCAAGGUGCAAGAUACAGCGGCGGCUGAAGCUGCAGCUACGGCUUCUAGUGAUAAAGAUGCGCAUGAUGGAAAGGGAGGUUGA